AUGUCACGCAUCACCGCCCCCGUCGCGAAGCUCGCCCGCUCCAUCAACUCGGCCGCGACAGCCAGCCGCUCCUCCGGCCUCCUCGAGUCUCACUACAACGUGAACCAGGGCGCCGUCCUCAUGCCCAAGUACGCAGAGCUCCUCAAGAACCGCUCUGAAGACUCCACCCGCUCCCUCACAACAACCCACCGCCCAACCCCCCAACCAACCCGCACAUCUCCCGCCCACCGCCGCAUGCAGACCUUCUCCUCCUCUCCCGCGUCUGCCUCUCCCGCCCUCGCCUCAAUGGACUUCACCGUCCUCCCCGCCUCCUUCGACGCCGCCCCCGCCGCAAACGAGUUCGCCGGCAUGCGCAUGCCCCUCCUCCCGGACUCCUUCACCACAAAACACCAGUCCCUCUACGAGCAGACCCUCGCCGAGGACCUGCCCCUCUCCAAGCCCGAGAUCUCCGUCGUCGCCGCCAACCCGGACAACGUCACCACCGCCGCCGCCCUGACCGAGGUCGAGGCCUUUGGCGUCGACGGCGUCGAGCUCAAGUGGGCGCACGAGGGCGAGGCCACUGAGGACGCGCACCAGCCUGGUCUGAGGGAUCUGUGGAAGGGUCUCGUCGAUGACGUUGUUGGCAGGAAAGCUGCCCUCUAA
Molecule: messenger RNA, 642 nt
Organism: Colletotrichum gloeosporioides
Lineage: Eukaryota; Fungi; Ascomycota; Sordariomycetes; Glomerellales; Glomerellaceae
Exons: 2
Coding region: 1-642 (213 amino acids)
Source: RefSeq, a predicted model, not a curated record